AGAAUCUAGAAUUGAGGAUUGAAUUCUCCAUCGGAGUUGCGUAAUUUUUUGUUAAACUAAUUAUCUGUAGAUCUAUUCCUGAAUGAAACUCGCUUGAAUUUAAAGAAAUGGAACUAUUUAAGUGUUUAAUAUUACUCGAACAUGGUUAAAUUGUGUUAUUAUUAGUAAUUUGCACAAUGUGUGCUGCUGUUAAUUCUUCACCAUCUUCUUCACCGUCAACACUGGCUCUUCGAGGACAACAAACAUUAAGUCCAAAUUCUAACAGAUCGAGAGACAAAUCUUAUGACUAUUUACUUAAAUUUCUCCUGGUGGGCGAUAGUGAUGUUGGCAAAGAAGAGCUUCUUUCUGGCAUGGAUGAUGGUGCCUCAGAAUCUCCUUAUGGUUAUGCAAGUAGUGGAAUUGAUUACAAAACUACAACUAUUUUAUUGGAUGGGAAGCGUGUGAAACUGCAACUAUGGGUAACCUCUGGUCAAGGAAGAUUCUGCACAAUAUUACGGUCUUAUUCAAGAGGAGCUCAGGGCAUCCUACUGGUGUAUGACAUCACUAACAAGUGGUCAUUUGAUGGGAUAGACAGGUGGAUCAAAGAGAUUGAUGAGCAUGCCCCUGGAGUGCCCAAGAUUCUAGUGGGUAACCGCCUCCAUCUGGCGUUUCGCCGUCAGAUUAGUGAGGCGUGUGCGGAGCAGUACGCUGAGAAGAACAACAUGGCAUUUUUUGAGGUCAGCCCACUGUGUGACUUCAAUGUGACCGAGUCUUUUGCAGAACUCUCUCGCCUGGCGCUCAAGAGAAAUGGCAUGAGUAGGGCGUUUGGCUUUAACAAAGUCCUCAGCCUCCAAGAGCUGGCCUGUAGGACCGUGGUCUCCUGCACCACCAUCUACGGCAUCGAGCAGCUGCCCCUCCCCAACAGCAUCAAGUCCCACCUCAAGUCCUACGCCCUGACCAACAAGACCAGGGCCAGGAUGUUGAGCUUCGUCCACAGAGACAGGCACAAGAAGGUCAAGUACCUCAACCCUUGUGAGUCUCCUCCCACCAACUGUCGCAAGAGCUGUAUCCUCAGCUAGACAGACUGGCACACUACACAAGCUCUUGUACAUAUGUCCUUGUACACAAGUUCCUGUACACAUGUUUGGUCAAACAUAGUGAGACAAGUUUGCUGUACAUCCUUUCUAUCAUUAGUCAUGUAAAUAUUGUCAUUUUUCUAAUUGAAAAGUUUAUAUUUGCUAAUUAAUUAAUUAAUUAAUUAAUGUUUGUGUCAGUUGUAUGAGGAUCUAACUGUUGAAUGAGUAAAUCUGUAUGAUAUGUCAGCUUGUGUGGUCAAGAUGUCAAGGCCAUGUGGUCAAGAUGUUGGUGUGUGGUGGUGAUGUUGGUGUGUGGUGAUGUUGGUGUGUGGUGGUGAUGUUGGUGUGUGGUGAAGAUGUUGGUGUGUGGUGAAGUUGUUGGUGUGUGGUGAUGUUGGUGUGUGGUGAAGAUGUUGGUGUGUGGUGAAGAUGUUGGUGUGUGGUGAAGAUGUUGGUGUGUGUGGUGAAGUUGUUGGUGUGAGAGAUUGGUAACUUUUUUCCCAAAUGAAUGUCAAAAUACUAUUUAAUACUUGUAUUUUUGUAUAAUAUCAGAUUUGAUCAUUUCUAUUUUUGUCACUAGCCGUUGUAACUUGGUUGUUAUGGCUACUGUUGUAACUUGGUUGUCAUGGAUACAAUAACCGCAUGCUUUAAACUUGAGAUUGUCUUGUGUCAUUAUUGAAAGCUGUUUCAUCAUAUAUUGGACAGGGCUGUUGAGUGAAAUAGUUUGCUGUGACCUUCUAGUAGAUUCCAUAUUUUUGAGUCCAUAGAAGCUAACAAAUACAGGAGAUGACUUGUACUUACUUUCAGAGUUGCCUUAUAAUUGUUUCCAUCACAGUCUCUCUCUAGCCUUUAAACUGCCUUACUCGACAUCUAGUGAGCCUCCAUUCUGCCAGAUGUCAACUCUGUCAUGUCAUCUCUGUCAUGUGAUUCACGUCAACAGCUCUAACCACCUCCAGCAUUAACCAUCUGCCAGCAACUGCAGUAUUGCCCCC
Messenger RNA from Physella acuta, 2047 nucleotides. RefSeq names its product ras-related protein Rab-40B. Gene Ontology annotation, molecular function: GTPase activity; GTP binding. The record is from RefSeq and is a predicted model, not a curated record. Gene Ontology annotation, biological process: intracellular signal transduction. NCBI's taxonomy places the organism in Eukaryota, Metazoa, Mollusca, Gastropoda, Physidae.